AUGUACAACGAGAUAGAAGGAAAUUACAAUGACGUCGCCAUUAGUACGUUCAAAAGGGGCCUGCUGACAGAGCAUGACUUAAGAAAGUCUCUCACUGGGAAGCCAGUUACCAGCGUGCGCCAACUUAUGGACAGAAUAGACAAGUACAAAAGGGUCGAGAAGGACCAGCAGAUGGGGAAAGGUAAAGCGAAGGUUGUCCCUCAGGAGAGGAGGGACUUCAGGUCGGACCACUUUAACAGCAGUAACAGACCGAGAAGAGACUACGUGGAACAGUCCGGACCUACUGGGGCUCAGGUAGUCCAUGCUGUGUUCCCAGAACCAUUGCACAAGAUCCUGGAGAAGGUAAAGUGCGAACCCUUCUUUCAGUGGCCGAACAGGAUGGCAGGCGACCCCUCAAAACGCAAUCAGAAUCUGUACUGCGCGUACCAUCAGGAGCCUGGUCACACCACCGAUGAUUGCAAGAAUCUGAAAAACCAUUUGGAUCGGCUUGUCCGAGAAGGAAAGCUGAGGCAUCUAUUGCACCGCCCUGAACAGUCAAAUGUCGAAACCAGACAAGGCACAUUGAGGCCACCCAUUGGCACAAUCAAUGUCAUUCUUGCCACACCUAGGAGGACCGGUUCCAGCCCUUUUAGAGUAAUGUCAGUGGGCAGGUUCCCGACUGAGCCAGACGAAAGGGAAUCCAAGAGAGCCAAAGCGAGUGCCACGCCAUUGAUUGGGUUCACGGAGGAAGACAAGCAAGGAACCCUUCAACCCCACGACGAUGCCCUGGUCGUCACAAUCAGAAUAGGAGGUUAUGACGUGAAAAGGGUGUUAGUUGAUCAAGGCAGCGCCGUGGAGGUAAUGUACCCCGAUUUGUAUAAGGGGUUAAACUUGAAGCCAGAUGACCUGUCGCCAUAUGAUUCCCCUCUGGUCAGCUUUGAAGGAAUAAUUGUCAUCCCGAAAGACAUGAUUAGGCUGCCCGUGUAA
Messenger RNA from Quercus robur (English oak), 966 nucleotides. RefSeq lists its product as uncharacterized. The transcript has a single exon. Bases 1 to 966 code for a protein of 321 amino acids. Lineage: Eukaryota; Viridiplantae; Streptophyta; Magnoliopsida; Fagales; Fagaceae. The record is from RefSeq and is a predicted model, not a curated record.